AUGUCAAAAAAUUCAACUUGGAAUUUUUUGAAAAAGGGACUACCAUUUUUUUCAAUUGUUGUUGGUGGAGCAUACGGUUUACAUUUUUUUCAAAAAGUUCGCUACGACUUUAGAAAAAUUAAGCAAGAAGAAGUUGCAGUUGAUGAAGUUAAAGGAGAACUUAAGAAAGUUGGUAUAAAAGUAAAGGAUAAGGUUACUAUAGAUAAUAUAUUCGAGGAAAUCGUUGAACUCGAUACUGAAAGUUGGGAAAAUAUUCGUGAAGAACAAGAAGAUAAAGAAAAAAAAGAGAUUGAUACAACUGAAAUAGUUACUGAAGAAGAUAAACAACUUUAUUACGACGAAGUUGUUGGUUGUAUAAUAGAAUUUGGAAUUAGUGAUAAUAUUGAAACUGCUUUACUAGCUGCAAAAAGAACAUAUCCUCAAGGUGUUGACGCUGCCAUUGAUUGGAUUAUUGAAAGAUCAAAUCAAUCAGAUUUUGCUUCCUCAUCUUCAUCUAGUGAUUCAGAGGAAAUAGAUUUAAAAAUGGGUGGUUAUACUUCACAACCAAUUUCUGAAGGAUUGUUUAGUGAUAUAAAAUCACUAAGUAAAAGUUUAAGAAAAUACAAAAUGGUUUUGGUAGCAAAUAUGGCAUUAGGAAUGGGAAAAGGGAAAUUAGCUGCUCAAGUUGGUCAUGCAGUUCUUGGUACCUAUAAAAAUGCAAUGAAAACUCCUGAUGGCCAAAAAGCUAUUUCACAUUGGGAAAAAGUAGGUCAAGUUAAAGUUGUUGUAAAAGGACAAGAUACAGAACAUUUAAUGGAUAUAUUUAAAGCUUCUAAAGAUAAAGGGCUCUGGACUUAUAUUGUUCAAGAUGCUGGUUAUACACAAAUACCACCUGGGAGUAGGACCGUUGUUGGGAUAUUUGGACCAGUUGAAGAUAUUGAUGAAAUUACAGGAUCUUUAAAACUUCUUUAA
Molecule: messenger RNA, 951 nt
Organism: Strongyloides ratti
Lineage: Eukaryota; Metazoa; Nematoda; Chromadorea; Rhabditida; Strongyloididae
Product: Peptidyl-tRNA hydrolase, PTH2 family and Cytochrome c oxidase assembly protein COX16 family and Peptidyl-tRNA hydrolase II domain-containing protein
Exons: 4
Coding region: 1-951 (316 amino acids)
Cellular component (GO): cytosol; mitochondrial membrane; mitochondrion
Molecular function (GO): peptidyl-tRNA hydrolase activity
Source: RefSeq, a predicted model, not a curated record